UUCGCUAACGCAUGCGCAUUAACUAUUAAUCUAAUUUUUGUCAGGUCAUAGGACAGAAGUCAGUAUACCAUACCCGGAACUAAUUUCAGCUAGAACGGAUAAUAUGGACGCUGACUGUGUAAAUGUUGGUACAGGCGCCAAGUUCCAUUUACCAACUAGGGAAGAUUUAAUGAAAUGUUUCGAUGAAUAUGAUAUGACACAUAAAAAGCGAGGUGUUGCAUACAUCUUCAACAACGAAAAUUUUAAAGACCCAAAACUUGAAACUCGUUACGGCUCAUCAAAAGACACAGCAGAUUUUAAAACAUCAUUAGUUAAUCUUGGAUUUCGUGAAGAUGACGUUAAAGUUUAUUCAGAUGCAACAGCGAAAGACAUGCUCAGGGCUUUAGAAGAUUUUAACGAAGAUAAUCCUGAUAUUAAAGAUAAUAUUGACUGCUUUAUUUGUGCGAUUCUGAGCCAUGGUAAGGAAAACGAUAUUAUAUAUGGAUUCGAAGGUGAAAUUGAGCUAGACAAAUUGCUUUAUUGCCUGAGACCCGAUCGCUGUCCAUCUCUAACAGGAGUACCUAAAUUAAUCUUUAUUCAAGCAUGUCGUGGAAGUAAGCCUGAUGCUGGAGUUGAAAAAGACGAUGCUUGUGAAUUCGGAUUUGAAGAAAAGCCACCCAAAAUUCCAAUUAUGGCAGAUAUGUUGGUUUUCCAUUCGUCAUCAAAUAAACAUCCAUCAAUAAGGGAUAAAAAUAAAGGUUCGUGGUUUAUGCAGACUUUAAGUAAAAUGUUGAAGGAAUUUGGCACUACAUAUGAAAUCAUGACACUUUUAACCGCUGUCUCUAAAUAUGUUGCUUCUCUAGAAUUCCAAAGUUCGGAUAAACAAAUGCCACAGAUUAUGUCGACGUUGCGCAAAAAACUGAAGUUUUAACCAAGGAACUGAAAUAUUUCCAGUGUGGGAUCCUUAAAGAGAACUUCUGAUGCAUCUUCAUAUUAUACGGAAAGAAUGUAUUUUCGAGACAUAAAUUCCAAAUUGCAAAGAUAGUAUAUUUUAGGAACUCAUAUAUCUACAAAGAAAUACACAGUUUUCACACAUAAUUCCUGCAGUAUAAAUUGAUAAAUAGAUAAAUAUAAUGUUUUCUAAUAAAAAAUUGCUAAUAUAAUUACAAACUUCAUUUGUUUUAAUAAACAUCCUCUAACAUUUUAAGAUACUUAACUAAAACUAUUUCCUACCAUAAAUUUUACUAAGAAUACCAGUGCCUUAUAGGUACAUUCUAAACUUCAAAAUAAUCCUACACUCUGAAAAUUGAACUGACAUUGUUUUAUAUACAACUAAAUAUGAACAAUAUUAAUAUGUAAGCUAUUUUAUUCAUGUAAUUUCAUAUAUCGCUGGAUUCGUAAGAGUUUGUUUCCCAAAGAGAAAUUGUUUAUCUUUUUUUCCCUCACUGCAUGAUGCGUAAUAUUUUUUCAA
This is a messenger RNA of Octopus bimaculoides (California two-spot octopus), 1450 nucleotides long. Its product is annotated as caspase-7. The record is from RefSeq and is a predicted model, not a curated record. Gene Ontology annotation, biological process: proteolysis; apoptotic process; positive regulation of neuron apoptotic process. Gene Ontology annotation, molecular function: cysteine-type endopeptidase activity. NCBI's taxonomy places the organism in Eukaryota, Metazoa, Mollusca, Cephalopoda, Octopoda, Octopodidae. Gene Ontology annotation, cellular component: cytoplasm.